CAUACUGUUAUUUCAUUCUGGAUUCUGCAGUAAAUGCAGUCGAAGAAGAUCCUGAAUAUGGAAAAUGGUUCCAGGGAGACAUUGUAUUGACGGAAAAGCAAAAACUCGCUUUUAACCAAUUCAAUGGGGUGAUUGAUCCAAAUUUACGUUGGCCUGGGAAUACACUCAUUUAUGAUAUUGGAGAUGAAUUGAGUGGCGAGGAAAAGUUAAUCCAAGACGCAAUGUCACAUAUAUCAUCGGGCUCGUGCAUUAAGUUUAAAAAACGUACCAAUGAACCAAACUAUGUUCAUUUUCAGGCUACCAAGAGUGGAUGUUAUUCUAAUGUAGGCUAUAUAGGCACAAGACAAGUAUUGAACUUAGCAAAGGGCUGCCAAUUUCCUGGCAUUAUUAUCCAUGAAAUAAUGCAUGCUCUUGGGUUCUUGCAUAUGCAAAGUUCAUUUGAUCGGGAUAAAUAUGUUGAGAUUUUAUGGGAAAACAUUGAACCAGGUAAUGCUGGACAAUUUGAAAUGAUGGGUGACAACGUAGUAUCACACAUGGGUGGCGAAUAUGAUUAUAGCAGCAUAAUGCAUUAUGCUGGAAAAUCAUUCUCGCAAAAUGGCAAACUCACUAUCAAAACUAAAGAUCCAAGCAAACAAAAUGUUAUUGGUAAUCGGAAGGGUAUGUCUAAAGAAGACAAGCAGAAACUUAAUUACAUGUACGAAUGUACCUGAAUAAUCUGAACUGCUCUUCAAAUAAAGCAAAUCGUAGGAAACGAUUUCGU
Messenger RNA from Sitodiplosis mosellana (orange wheat blossom midge), 760 nucleotides. RefSeq names its product zinc metalloproteinase nas-13-like. Gene Ontology annotation, molecular function: zinc ion binding; metalloendopeptidase activity. Gene Ontology annotation, biological process: proteolysis. Bases 222 to 710 code for a protein of 162 amino acids. The transcript has 6 exons. Lineage: Eukaryota; Metazoa; Arthropoda; Insecta; Diptera; Cecidomyiidae. The record is from RefSeq and is a predicted model, not a curated record.